Molecule: messenger RNA, 264 nt
Organism: Rhizophagus irregularis DAOM 181602=DAOM 197198
Lineage: Eukaryota; Fungi; Glomeromycota; Glomeromycetes; Glomerales; Glomeraceae
Source: RefSeq, a predicted model, not a curated record
AUGUUGAGCUCAAAAGUUAUCUCAUUUAUCACCUUUUUCGUUGUUAUAAUCGCUGUUGUUCUUUCAGUUACCUCUGCCCCUGUAGCUGCUCCAGUUGAUGCAGAUGAAGCAAAUGGUAAUCAAACUAUUUUACAAUCCGAUUCUGUCCCCGUCGCUUCUGAUGGUGGUGACAUUUCACUUUACAGUGAUGAUGAUGCAAAGAAAAUCCCUGAAGACGUUGUCGACAAGGGCAACUCUGCCAAAGGAGAUGGCAAAGGACAAUAA